Molecule: messenger RNA, 6312 nt
Organism: Gadus chalcogrammus (walleye pollock)
Lineage: Eukaryota; Metazoa; Chordata; Actinopteri; Gadiformes; Gadidae
Gene: shc3
Product: SHC (Src homology 2 domain containing) transforming protein 3
Exons: 16
Coding region: 1232-3391 (719 amino acids)
Biological process (GO): cell surface receptor protein tyrosine kinase signaling pathway; intracellular signal transduction
Cellular component (GO): plasma membrane
Molecular function (GO): receptor tyrosine kinase binding
Source: RefSeq, a predicted model, not a curated record
ACAUGAAUCGGUUAAGAUCUUCUUUAGUAGGUCCAUGGUUAAGAUGCUCGGGCUGCAGCUAUAGGUUGUCUUCAGGACAGCCAAGUUGAAUUUACAGGCUAGACUGUAUUUCUUUUAAUGUCUUUUUUGUUGAGAAAGUUAAUGUGCGGUAUACAAUAAUGUAGACCAACUGCGCCCUCUGGCUCUCAUUGUUUAUUAAAUCAAUAUUGAUAUAUAUUGUAUAUAUAAUAAUAAUAAUUUAAUGAACAAUGGGCGCUAGGGGACGCAGUUUAGCCAAACUCUAAAACUAGGUCGCUGAAGCGCUUUCUUUCAAAACAAGUUCGGCCCCCAAUCAGCUAUUACAGUUUCCUGUGUGAUAUAUUAACCGCUACAAUCCGUAGAAGUAAAAGGAAUGUUGUAAGUGGAACACGGCGAAUUUCAUUUCAUUUUAUUGCAGUAAUGUUUGGACCAACAAAAGGCCGAUAAGCCUCGCAUCUGCACGUGCGGCAAAAGUUUACCUAAAUAUUUGAAAAGAUGGCCAGUUUGGCCACGGGUCGGUUAUGUCCUGAGGUAAAGACGACGACAUGACAACGACUUUCACACCGUGGGUUUAGUGACCUAGGAUCGGUCACUCCGGGGCCAUGAGGAGAAGCUACAGUGGCCUGCAAGGUGCCAGUGGGUACUUCUAAAUGAUGUCAUUAUCGCCAGCAUCCAAUAUCAAGUGAUGAUAACAAAAUCAGUUGACACACACCAGUCCCAAUGUGGGAGUGCUCCCAAAGGCUGGAAGGAGUCCACUGGUGGUCUACCUAUAUGCCUUCCCUGAAUGAGUCAUCCUACCGGCUCCUGAUUGGACAACGCCAUGCCAUCCCCAGGGAUUGCCUUGCAGAGGCAGAAAGGCCCAGCUUCCAUUCACAGAAACAUUGCCUGUGGGUGGCGAGGGUUUUGAGGCUGAGCAGCGCAGGCGGCCGCUGUAUCGCGUCAACACAGGAGGGGGACAUUACGGUCAGGUGGCCUGUGUGAUUGCUGCGAGGCAUUGGCAGCCCGGUGCCACCGCUGCUAUGCUACAGAAGUGGGCAAUAAGUACCGCCGCUCAGACAACCCUGUCAAUACGCUCGUGAGAGAGAGAGGGAGAGAGAGAGAGGGGGACAGACGAGAGGGGGCAGGUUGCGUGUCGGUCAGCCGGAAGAGAGCGAACGAGCACAAAGAGCAAAAAGAGAGCGCGGGAGCGGAGGGGAGAGAGAGAGAAAAGGGCAUGCUUCACCGUACCAAAUACAACCGCUUCAGGAAUGAGUCCGUAACGUCCGUCGAUGACCUCCUCCACGGCCUGUCCAUGAACUCCAAGGUGUCGGCAGCCCCCUCGCCAGCCUCCGCCGUGACGCCCUACACCGCCCCCGCCGAGGUCCACCCGUCCGCCGCCGCCGCCUCGCCGUCCGCCGUCGGCAGCCAGGGCUCGGACCACCACCCGGACGGCGAUGGGGGCACCACCCUCUGCACCCUCAUCAAUAAGGUGUCGCACCUCAAGUUCAGCAACUCGGGCAGCCUGCUCGGCAUCAAGGGCCUGCCCUCGGCCGUCAAGGACCUGGCCGUGUCCAAGUUGCAGGUCGGAGGCGGCGGAGGAGGUGGCGGUGGUUGUGGCGGCGGCGGCGGCGGCGGAGGCGGCGGCGGCGGCGGUGGGGGGUCAAGCCCCGGUGGGUCGGCCGCACACGUGGCAGCCCCCUGUGCGGCCGGCUCCAUGUGCAGCCACGGCUCCCCGGCAAGCGGCCCCGCCACCGGCAGCUCCGCCUGCACCAGCAGCUGCUCCCAGCUGGAGCCCGCCCCCGGGUGCAUGCACAAGAAGGGCAGGCCGGACGAGGCCCAGCCCGGCGCGGAGGACAGGACCCCGGGUCGAGGUGGUGGUGGAGGUACGGGCGCCGCCGCCACCACCGUCACCACCACCGCCGCCGGGCUGGUCAGUAAACCCCCCAGAGGGUGGCUUCACUCCAGUGAGAAGAUCUCUGGGCCUGGAGUUACAUAUAUCGUCAACUACCUUGGUUGCAUAGAAGUGCUACGGUCAAUGAGGUCCCUGGAUUUCACAACCAGAUCACAAAUAACACGGGAGGCCAUCAGCCUGGUAUGCGAGGCGGUUCCAGGGACAAAAGGAGCCCCGCGGAAGAGAAAGCCUCCUUCCAAAGCCCUGUCCAACAUCCUGGGGAAGAGCAACCUCCAGUUUGCCGGCAUGUCCAUCAACCUCAACAUCUCCACCAGCAGCCUGAACCUGAUGACCCCCGACUCCAAGCAGAUCAUCGCCAACCACCAUAUGCAGUCCAUCUCCUUUGCAUCGGGCGGGGACCCAGACACGACAGAUUACGUUGCCUACGUCGCCAAGGACCCGGUGAAUCGAAGAGCGUGUCACAUCCUGGAGUGCUCCGACAGUCUGGCCCAGGACGUGAUCAGCAGCAUCGGACAGGCCUUCGACCUGCGCUUCCAGCAGUACCUUCAGUGUCCCUCCAGCAAGCCCUCUUCAACGCACGACAGGGUGCUGAACAUGGAAGAGUUCCCGUGGACGGAGGAGGAGGAGGAGCCGGCGGAGCACCCUUACUACAACAACAUCCCCGGGAAGAUGCCCCCACCCGGGGGCUUCAUCGACUCCAGACUGGCCGGCCAGGGCGGGGCGUCUGACGGAGGCCAGACGGGCUCCGGCUCCGUGGACCCCGCGUACUACCAGGGACGCCACUGUGGAGAGAGCUGGGGCGAGGAGAAGACCCCCUCGCUCGUCACUCAAGGGUCGACGGACACAUACAGCCUCCCGGAGGCUAAGGGCCAGGCGUCCAAGGCGGGGGAGAUGCCCACGUACGUCAACACCCAGCAGAUCGACGCCCAGGUGCUGGCCGUGCUGCAGGCGGAGGCGGACCACGCCUCGGACGCCAAGAUCAGCCCGCAGAAGGACCUCUUUGACAUGAAGCCCUUCGAGGACGCCAUCCACUCCCAGCCGCCGCCGCCCUGCCACCCCGGGGCGGGCCAGCCGCUGCCCCCGGCCUGCUGCUCCGCCGCGGCGCUCCACAAGGCCUCCUCGGUGGACAACUGCAGCCCCCUGCUGGCGCGCGCCGUGGCCCCCCGGGGCCAGGAGGAGCUGGGGGGCCAGGCCUGGUACCACGGCCAGAUGAGCCGGCGGGACGCCGAGAAGCUGCUGCGGGACGACGGGGACUUCCUGGUGCGCAAGAGCACCACCAACCCGGGUUCCUACGUGCUGACGGGCAUGCACCACGGGCUGGCCAAGCACCUGCUGCUGGUGGACCCCGAGGGGACGGUAAGGACAAAAGACCACAUAUUUGACAGCAUCAACCACCUGAUUGGACACCAUCGCGAUAACAGUCUGCCAAUCGUAUCGGCCGGAAGUGAACUGUGUCUCAAACAGCCGGUCGGGAGGAAAUAGCGACUCUAUAACAGACCCGGAGUCUACGAACAAUAGAAACCGUCAACUUGAAACUUGAAGAUUACAUUGAACAGAGAAGAUGUGAUAUUUUGUUUGAUGGCUCAAUGGGUUUUGGGGAGGGGAUGCAAAAACAGCCCGCAGUUCUUCAAUGGAGGCUUUGGACGAAGCAGGAUUGUUUGAGAUAAAAAUGAUUUAUAGAACUGUUAUUAUUUUGUUGUGAAGACUGAAAUGCUAUAUUUUUGAAAAGAUAUAUAGGUGCAUUUGGACAUAAUAUGUUGAUUUGGCGUUUUGAGAUUUAAAGAAAAAAACUCAAGCAACUGUUCUUGUAGUUUUGGUGAAACGCAAUUCAAACCUCAAAGAGGUGGGGGAAGAGUAUUUUAGAAUAAAAAAAACAAACCCAAUUUCUUUUUUUUUCUGUCAAGCACAACCACGUUUUUACAGGUACUGUUGGCUAAAAGUUUGAAAAAAUAUACUGAAAUUGUUUGAAAAACCUACUGUUUGUAUCAAAACUAUUUUAGGACAAAAAAAAUCUCCUUUAAGCCCAGCAAUAGUGCAAACAGCUCAAUGAAUCAGUCACUAUAUCCAAUCGUUUUUUUGGUUUUAUCGGGGAGUAGUCGAGAAUGUUGCUUUGCAGUAUUAGUCACAAAGUGUUGGGGAUGGUACACCAACAUCCUUCAUAGUGCUGUCAAUGGCUUUAAAGAUUAACGACGUUUUUCUGUUUUUUAAAUGAAGUACUCUCUUGUGUCACUACGGUCGCAUGACUUGAAAAAUGUGUUCACGUGGACAUUGUUCAUAAACCUUGAUGCCCUUUUUCUCCUGAAGAGGUGCCUGCGUAUGCUCACACUGUAAAAUAUCUAUGCUUUCAAAGGAUAAUUCUUUCUCGAUUGGUUUUUAUCUGGAUUGUUUUCAAUAGGUGUGUAGUAAAUAAUUCGUUUUUUUUCUCGGGGCUUGAGUCAUGCAAAUGGAUGUUUUCACGCAUCCCUAAUUAGCGUUUCUGGCUUUAUCGUGACGUUUUAAAAGAAGAGUUUAUGAUUUGAUGAAUGGUCACAAAGGAAUAGCACAAUCUGAAACCUUAGAUCAUCUGUGUGAGUCGCACCAUGACGACUCACGCCAAUGUGUUCAGCAGUGAUUUACAAUAUAUACUAAAGAGACUGAUUUAGACAAAUCUUGUUGAUUAUUUCACUUUGUGCGCCCUCAAUUAAGAAUGUUGAAUUUUAGAUCACUUUCACUUAAAGUUGUAAAAAGAAAUAUGGAUUAGAAAUGGUUAUUUUGUUAUUGUUUUUUUACUUGAUUUAGUGUGUGAAUAUCUUCUAUUGGCAUCCCCAAAUUGAUAAUGUUUAUUAUCUUGCUUUAACCCCCUUCUUCUUACGUUUAAAAAGUCAAAAAUUUAAGCAGUAUUGUUUCUGGUUAUAUUUGACUUCCAUCUUUGGAACGACCUCAAUCUUGACCAACAAUGUGUUGAUUGAAACGCAUCGUGCACAUUAGGAAACUGUAACUGUAGUUUGACUAAACAUGGGGUGCCCUUUGGAAUGAGCUUGCAAUGUGUUAUUCAACAAUUAAUUUUCCUUCAACCAUUCAUUCAACCAAUUUUGAGGACAGUUUUAUUUUUCUCAUGCUUUAUACCAAUAUGAAUUAGGUAUUGAGUUUAAUAUGCACUGGACAAGUAAAAUUGAACCAAAAUCGGUGUGUGUGUUCAAUACGUUUGACAAGACAGAUGCAAUGUUCUUUAAUGUACCUGUAUUUUGCUGCAAGAUAAAGUGUACGUGCAUCACCCAAAAAAACUAAAUGACACAUCUUCAGAGGGAUUACACUAUUUUGAGAUUACUUAUAGGAACUAUUUCCACACAAUCUUAACACCUUACACCUGGCUAAAGUUUCCUCCUGAGAGGGGAAUGUUCCUAAAAGGUUCCUUUAGAGGAAAGUUCCUUCAAUGUUCCUUAGAGCAAAGUUUAUUCAGAGGAAAAUUCCCUCAAGGAUCCUUGCAAGAAAGUUCCUUCAAUGAUCCUCAGAGGACAGUUACUUCAGAGUUCCUUAGAGGAAAGUUCCUUCAAUGACCCUUGAGGAAGGUUACUUGGAGAUCCUUAGAGGAAAGUUCCUUUAAGGAUACUUAAAGAAAGAGUACUUCAGAGUUUCUUAGAGUUAAGUUCCUUUGAGGAUCUUUAGAGGAUGGUUACUUCAGAGCUCCUUAGAGGAAAGUUCCUUCAAGGAUACUUAGAGGAAGGUUGCUUCAAAGUUCCUUAGAGUAAAGUUCCUCUGAGGGUCUUUAGAGGAGAGUUCCUUUGGGAUCCUCCUUAGAGAAUAAAUCCUUCAGAGGAAAAUUCCUUCAACGAUCGUUAAAAUUUAUUCACAGAAAAUGAGAGGAAAGUUCCUUCAAUAUUCCUUAGAGGAAGGUAAUUUGUGUUUGUGACAGAGCCCUACACUGGGCUGCUCCUCUUACGUUUUGUUGACUAGAAACCACUGUAACCACAGUUACGAUCAAUAGAAUAUAUUUUCUAGAAAACGAGAACACAAGCUCAACUAACUCCUUGGUGACAGCUGUCAAUCAGACCCCUGACGAGAGCCAUGGCCUGAUGCCAACACACUUCGGUCUAUUUAGAUUGAUGCCUAUUUUUAUGAAGAACAUAGCAUUUAUACACAUAUAUAUAUAUAUAUAUAUAUAUAUAUAUAUACACUGUAUAUAUGUAUAAAUGCAAGGUUUGAAAUAGGAAUGAAGUAUCUUGCAGGACCAACUCUCUACUUGAAUAACUCUUGAAUAUUUAUGAAGAUCAGAAGUAUGUGUGGGGGGAGGGGGGCACACGCCGUACACAACCAAACAAGAUAUUUAAACUGUAAGACAUUUGUUAUUUUCUUCUCCAGAUUUCAGUUGAUGAAAAUGUGCCUUUUAUUUGUACCAGGUGUUUAAUUUAUUUAUUUAUUUCUCU